GGUGGAGGUGGAGGAGGAUGAAGAGGAAGGCGGCUUGGGGAGCCCGCCCGCGCCGCUGCCCAUCCCCGCCAAGGGAAGCCUGAAGGCAGGCAGCAUUAAGCGUGACAUGACCUUCACUGCAUUUCAACAGGAUGACCUAAAAAGUGACAUCAGUCAAAAAUUACCAGACCAACAAUUUUUCCUGUUGGCCAUGAGGGAGGAAGAUUUAAAAACUGCAGACACCAAAAAACCAAACAGAAUUCAUGAGCAUGAAAAAGAAAACACUCGUUCUGUCUGUCUUCUUGAACAGAAACGCAAGGUUGUUUCUUCAAAUAUUGAUGUGCCUCCAGCAAGAAAAUCUUCAGAAGAACUGGACAUGGAUAAAGUGACAGCAGCUAUGGUACUAACCAGUUUAUCCACCAGCCCUUUGGUUCACAGCCCUCCUGUACGGCCCAAUGAAUCCCUGAAUGGAUCUUGGAAAGAAGGAGGAUUUGUGCCUUCUAGUACCAGCAGUAGUGGAUACUGGAGCUGGAGUGCACCCAGUGAUCAGUCCAAUCCAUCCACCCCAUCUCCGCCUCUGUCUGCCGAUAGCUUCAAACCCUUUCGAAUGCCCGCUCAGCCAGAUGAUAGUAUUGAUGAAGCUGAAACCAGUAAUCUCCUUUUUGACGAGCCCAUCCCUAGGAAGAGAAAGAACUCCAUGAAGGUAAUGUUCAAAUGCCUAUGGAAAAACUGUGGAAAGGUACUGAGCACAGCUGCAGGGAUUCAGAAACACAUCCGGACCAUUCAUCUUGGACGUGUAGGAGAGUCUGACUACAGUGAUGGAGAGGAAGAUUUUUACUACACAGAGAUCAGGCUCAACACAGACUCAGUAGCGGAUGGCUUAAGCAGCCUUUCUCCAGUUUCUUCAUCUCUAGGAUCUCCUCCUCCUUUUCCCACCCAAGAUGCAAACCGUCCUGAAACUUCAUGUGCCAAAACUGAGACUAAAUUGAUGACGCCUCUGAGCCGCUCAGCUCCUACCAAUCUCUACCUCGUACACACGGAUCAUGCUUACCAGGCCACUCCUCCAGUGAACAUUCCAGGGUCAACAAAGUUCACUCCCAAUGGCCGUAGCUUUAGCGUCUCUUGGCAGUCACCUCCAGUUACCUUCACGGGCAUUCCGGUCUCACCAACUCAUAAUCGUCCUGCAGGGACUGGAGAGCUGAAACAACAGACCCACACAGUUCUCUCAUCACCGCCCAGAGUGUCAUUUGGCUUAAGGAAACCUAGAGGGGAGGGGAAAAAAUGCCGAAAAGUGUAUGGGAUGGAGAACCGAGAUAUGUGGUGUACUGCCUGCCGUUGGAAGAAAGCCUGCCAAAGGUUCGUCGACUAAAGACUGGAAGCAUGGAGGACCCAAGGGAUGUGAAGUACAAUAGCAAGAUCCUGUUGCUGCAGCUGCCCCUGCCUAUCCUCCAGUGCUGCCUUUUAAACAGACUUGUAUUUCAAAACAAAGCACUUGUAGCCAAGGAGAAGCACUUAGCAAAACCAGUGUGGAGCAAUGGAGCAAUAGAGCAAAAAGUCUUAUCCAGUAUUGAACCCAGAGCAGCUAUUAAUGUUUUUCUUAAAACAAAAAAUAACUUGUUGCUAACUCUGAACUACUUGCUCCCCAUGACUGUUUUUAACAGUGUCAAUGUCUAUGCUGUGAAUGUCUGUAUCAGUUAAACCAAGCACCGCGUCUUGCCCUGAAAUGAAGAUUUCUUUUCAAAAGCCUAAUUAACACUUUAAGACAUAUAAGCUACAGUUCACUCAACAGCAGCCAUACCAAGAGUGGAACCUGUUAAAUAAUUCUGCUGAUGUGAAUGAUCUUGGUUGGAUUCCUCAUUUUCGGGUGUUUUUUUGAGGAAUUCAAAUCUUAAUAUGUCAGAAGGACUCCUGGAUGAUUUUUUAAAAGCAGUCACAAACCAGAACAAGAGUCGAGCUAAGUUUUAAAUUAGAUUGUAAUACUUCAGAGACGGAAAAAUGAUGGGAAAUCACCAGCAGAUCUCAGCCACAAUACAUCAUCUCUAACCAGUCCAGAAAGAUUCUACAGUCAGAAGGUAGCUGGCACUAUUUUUGAUGAUGCACAGGCUGAAGAAGAAUACAGCUCACUCAUCCAUACCCUUGUUUACUCCACAUUGCUGACAGUAGUAAGAUCUUGUUUUUGUCAAUAAACUGGUCAGAUAACACAUAAGGGAAUAGACGAAUGCAGUAACAAGCCACAGUUCAAUAGAACUCCUUUCCUAACUUAAUCAAUUUUAAGAAAAAAAAAUUCUGAUAAAACCUUUGCAUCCAAGUUUGAGAUGACUAUUGUAGGUUUCCCUGAGAGAAAUAAAGAAAUUAUAACAUGAAAAACAAAUUAGUAGUAGAAAUAUAAACGUAGCUUUCCUAUUAUAUGGGACAACUCACAUAAAUCAGGAUUGCAAGAUUUUGUCCAAAUUCUUAAAAUCUAACCCAGUGCUACAAAGGAGCUCCUAAAUUACAUUUGUAAAUUCUCAAUGUUCAUCAUCGUUCCCCUCUAGGAAAUGUAAGAAUUUUAUCUUUCAUUUUACACUACUCUACUGUAGAUGAUAGGGAUAUCCCUGAGUUCUGAAUCUGUAUCCAGUCAUGUUAAGGAAGAGUUUUCCUCGCCAAUUAGUUAUUUCAAUAGCAAAUAGUAGUGCAGCAUUUGGUAUGUAAUGUUCAGAUAAACUGAAGUUACUAAGUGUACAUAGAGAAAUAUCUUGAGAAAAAUAACAAAAUGAUGUAAAUAAUAUGGAUUUCCUCAGGGAAAAUAAAAGGGCAGUAGAUGCAAAAAA
This is a messenger RNA of Mauremys mutica (yellowpond turtle), 2789 nucleotides long. RefSeq names its product zinc finger protein 704 (gene ZNF704). The coding region runs from base 107 to 1348 and encodes 413 amino acids. Gene Ontology annotation, biological process: regulation of transcription by RNA polymerase II. The transcript has 10 exons. Lineage: Eukaryota; Metazoa; Chordata; Testudines; Geoemydidae. Gene Ontology annotation, cellular component: nucleus. The record is from RefSeq and is a predicted model, not a curated record. Gene Ontology annotation, molecular function: DNA-binding transcription factor activity; RNA polymerase II cis-regulatory region sequence-specific DNA binding.